AUUUGGGGAUUUUGGGGGGGAUUUUGGGGGGUCCUGGAGGCCGAGACCCCCCUGGGCAAGGGGGGCACCGAGACCCCCGGGGGCAGCGGCUCCCCAGGACCCCUCCCCAGUUUCUGGAUCCCCUCCCUGACCCCCGAGGCCGCGGCCGAGAGACUGCAGAGACCCGAGCGCAGCGUGCGCUGCCCCAUGUCCGGCCGGAAGCUGCGCCUGGCCCAGCUGGUCAGCGUCCACUUCACUCCGGCCACGCCCGGCCUGAGCCCCGGGCAGCUGCUGGCGCGAGAGCCGAGUGACCGCUACGUGUGCGCGCUGACCGGCGACCCGCUGGGCAAUGCCACGCCGUGUGCUGUGCUCCGGCCAUCGGGCUCAGUGGUCACUCUGGCCGCCGUCGAGCGCCUCGUCCGGCCGGACAUGCGGGACCCCCUGAGCGGGGCGGAGCUUAGCGCCGAUGACGUCAUCGAGCUGCAGAGGGGCGGGACCGGCUUUGCUGGGGCCGGGGUUUCCUUGGAGGCCAAAAAAUCGCGGCCGGUGAUGCAGGCCUAGGGGGGACCCCAAAACCCGGGGCACCCCAAAACCCCGGAAACCCCAAAAUCCCAAAAAUUCCCCCCAAAAAUCCC
Messenger RNA from Zonotrichia leucophrys gambelii, 614 nucleotides. RefSeq names its product nitric oxide synthase interacting protein (gene NOSIP). Gene Ontology annotation, molecular function: ubiquitin protein ligase activity. Lineage: Eukaryota; Metazoa; Chordata; Aves; Passeriformes; Passerellidae. The annotation marks the transcript as partial. The record is from RefSeq and is a predicted model, not a curated record. The transcript has 5 exons. Gene Ontology annotation, cellular component: nucleus.